AAGAGCUUUGCGCUUCUAUUCUGCCCCUUCCAUGGACGCCUAUGAGGAAAAGAUCUACAACAUCUUGAAGCAAGAAUUCGAUCCUAAGAAUUUACAGGUCAAAGAUGUGUCUGGAGGGUGUGGGUCCAUGUUUGCCAUUUCCGUGGAAAGCACCAAGUUCAAGGGCAUUCCCAUGAUCAAGCAGCAUCGUUUAGUCAAUGAGGUGUUGAAGGACGAAAUCGCCCAGUGGCACGGGUUGCAGUUACAGACCAAGUCUGUCUGAGAGGAUGUUAGAUUGAAAAAGCGUCCCUGGGUAACUUCGAGUUACAAUUAAGCUGCCAGGAAAAGUACCCUAGUCCCCAAAACUCCAAAAGUUUAGAUAUCCAGUACUGGAUCAUCCCAUAAAAAAUAUAGACACCAAAAUAUUGUAUAUAGUGCUAUCUAAGGUGAUAGAGAACUAAUAAAAACAAGCGAGUUAGAAGAUGUGAA
Molecule: messenger RNA, 468 nt
Organism: Suhomyces tanzawaensis NRRL Y-17324
Lineage: Eukaryota; Fungi; Ascomycota; Pichiomycetes; Serinales; Debaryomycetaceae
Exons: 1
Coding region: 32-262 (76 amino acids)
Source: RefSeq, a predicted model, not a curated record